Schistocerca cancellata (South American locust) is the source of this 2448-nucleotide messenger RNA. Its product is annotated as meiosis inhibitor protein 1-like. Gene Ontology annotation, biological process: meiosis I. Bases 1 to 2448 code for a protein of 815 amino acids. The record is from RefSeq and is a predicted model, not a curated record. The transcript has 15 exons. Lineage: Eukaryota; Metazoa; Arthropoda; Insecta; Orthoptera; Acrididae.
AUGAGUCAACAGCCGGGUGUGAAUGCAGCAGGUAGUUAUUUACAUUCUGCUACAAACACGGCACCUGGGUCAACUGUGGUAUCUGAUUGUUGGUGCCUUGCUGCAGCGGAGUCUUGCGAAGCUGCUGCAAGCAUGACGUGGAAGGGCUUGGCUGAGAUAACAGCUGUGCAAUCUUUGAUUGAUUUACUUCAGUUGGCUCCACCUGGUGGCUCUUCAUGUGUAGCAGACACUCUUGUGGAUGUAGAUAUUGCUGAAUUUCUUACUGAAGCUGCAGCAACACAAAGUGAUCAUCUAUUGGGUCUUGUGCAGUCACUGUCUGAUGAUACUUCCUUUAACAUGAGUUGUGGAGAUGGAAUUAAGCAAAGGCAACGUAAAGAAAUGACUUUGAAGCUUAUUGAAGAACACAUUUCUUCAGUUUGCUCCACUUACAUAUUGGAAAGAGAAGUGUUUGUGAAUGACCUCAGUGUGUGCUAUGGUGUCUUAACCUCUCUUGUUGCACUCUACAAUGAACCAGCAGUAGAUAAAAAUAAUGUGACACAGAGACUUGUAACAAAUGGAAACCAUACCUCACUAAAGAAAGUGUGUGGCUUGGUGUUAAGUGAACUCCUUGUGGACUUAUCGUGUUCUGCACUUGAUAUUGCAAAAUACUGGCCCGGUGGCUGCAAUGCAUUUAAAAGAGAUCUUAGUGCAGGAAUUUUAAGCCUUCCUCCAGGUACAAGACACUGGUAUCAAAUAUUGAAAAUGCAGGAGGUACCACAACAUGUAAAGAAUUGCAUACUCAUCUAUUUUUACUUCCUGAUUCUUUUAAUAAGGGCUGAAGAUGUCAACAUGGAUUUGUCAGCACUCGUUGCAUACCUUCUUCUGUUUCCUGACGGUCUUAUCCUUCCUUUGCCGGUCUUAAAAGUUCUGUUCCUCGUAUUUUCUGUAGCCACUUUAUCGUCAAAGAACAAUGUGCAUCCUGAUCUCUUUAAUAAGGCCAACAAAGUGCUUUUAAAUACAAUAGAAAAGUGUGACAGAUUUCCAGUAAUAUACAGUCAUCAUCCAGCAUUGUUAUAUUGGGCAUUUCUGUCAAAUGAAGUGCCUUACAGGUUUCAAUGUGAUAUACUGCAACUGUGGUUGGAGCAUGAAGAAGAUGAUGCAGGAGGAAUUCUGACUCACCUCCUUCUCACUAAAUAUGAAGCAAGCUUCUGUCUCUUGUAUUUUUUUCUUAUAAAGGAUGUUAUUCAGCAAAGCAAAAACCCAGUUCUGUCAAGAGGAAUGUUAGUGUUCAACAAAGCUAUGUUACAUGAGCAACAAAAUAAUAAAGAUAUUCUGAUAGGUUUACUGUGGAAUAUGCUACCGAGGGUGCUAGCAAAAUACAGCACUGGGAUCACCCCACUUUGUGAUGUAAAUGUAGCCACAUUUAUGCAGUUGGCUUGUGUUUCAUCCCCUGGUCAUCUAAAUGCAACAGAUGUAGCUCGUGCAGCUCUUUUUGUGUCUAUCAUACUUUCUAGUCAAAAGUCAUCAUCUUUGGAAUUUGAUGUAGCAGCUGUGCGACUUGCCUUACAUCUGCUUCUGGCUUCCGUUGAGUCAAGGGAUAUAAGAGUUCCUAUAGCUUACAUAAAACAAAGGAAUUUCCUUAGAAGGCUGCAUGAAGCUUGUGAAUCUCCAGACACUGAAAUUUGCUCCAGUUCUGUCAACCUUUUAGCAAAGCUUUUGUUCCUUCAAGAAAAAUUACGCCUAGCAAAUUCCAUUACUGUUUCAUUUGUAUUAACACUUUUGGAUUUAUCAGGAGGCUUCAUAACACGAACAGAGUUGGCAUUAAAUGGCAGACAGUGUAUGCAGUAUAUCAACUUAGAAGGAAAAAAGUUGUUGAAACUCUUGUCACACACAGAUGUAAAUAUUUUGAAAGCAAGUGUUGAGUUAGUAGUCAUGCUGGUGAAAACUAAGGCAACUGUUCCUAUAGUAAAAAUUGCACUGGAUGGCGGUUAUGCAAAAUCAAACAGAUUUAUUUUGGUACUGUUUGGAAAAAUUCAGGAUGUCUGCUGCAAGAGGCUUCCUGGCAUACAGGAAAGUUGCUGGCAAUGCCUGGGCACCAUUCUGGCGUAUGCAGCACAUCGUCAUGUGGAUCCUGCUUUGCUACCAUUACUCGCCACACAGCCAUGGACUCAUGUAUUGGUGCGAGUGGAACUAGGAUGUGGCAGCUCACGCAUCUCACCUGGCUUCUUGUACUUUGUGUGCUGUUGGCUACUAUAUUAUCAGCGCAGCAAGGUCGAACCAACCCACAACUGCUUUCAAAGCAAGCGUAUGUUCCCAGAUUUAUUGUCUGUCAGUGCCACUAGGAUAGCCACAGCGCUACUCAACCAGACUGUGCAGUGUAACAACAAUGAUCGGCAACACAAGCUGUAUCUCACAGCCCUGCUGAGGUUAGUUAAGAGUUGUGAUGGAGCGCAGAGAGGCUGUUCCUAG